AUGACUUCACAAUCAACGGCUAUUCAGCCAUUCUCUACACCAUCCACCCAGAAGCUCUCUAUUCUCCAUGGCCCCUCUGAUCCUCCUCUCGUCGAUCUGACACUUGGUGAGCUUCUUGAGCUUCAAACGUACCAAUACGGCACCAAAGAAUGUCUCGUUAUUCCAUGGACCGGCGCGCGAUGGACAUAUUAUGAUCUCAACCAGCAAAGCUCGGCAUUGGCCCAGUCCCUGUUGGGUAUGGGCAUUGGAGUCGGCGACCGCGUUGGCAUCAUGGCUGGCAACUGUGAGCAAUAUGCCGCAGUAUUCUUUGCCGUCGCCAAGAUUGGCGCCAUCCUCGUCAUCUUGAAUAACACUUACACGGCAACCGAGGCCAAGUACGGCCUCAACUUUUCAGAUUGCAAGGUGUUUUUUACCACAAAGACAAUUGGCCGUACAGACAACACUCGGCUGCUGCAGGACCUGCACAAUGAGGCUUCUCCGAUCAAAGUCGUCAUCUUACGGGGGGAGCGCGGCAAUUACACGACAUAUGAUGAGCUCGUGAAGGCAGGCUCUCGAAAAAACCAUGAUAGGCUACAUCGAGUCAUGAGCAAAGUGCUACCUCACCAGGUUGUCAAUCUGCAGUUUACGAGCGGCACGACGGGUUUGCCAAAGGCGGCAAUGCUCACUCACCAUAAUUUGGUUAACAAUUCUCGGUUCAUCGGCGAUCGAAUGCGUCUAACCCAUGAAGACGUCCUUUGCUGUCCGCCACCGCUUUUCCACUGUUUCGGUCUUGUCCUUGGACUUUUGGCGAUUAUCACCCACGGUGGAAAGAUUGUCUAUGCAGCUGAGGUCUUUGACAUUCCUUCUACACUAAAAGCCAUCUCAGACGAAGAAUGCACCGCUAUCCACGGCGUACCAGCCAUGUUCGAUUCCCUGUUCCAAGCUGAGCUUCCACCCAAUUUCAAAUGCGACAAGCUCCGCACGGGCAUCAUUGCCGGCGCACCGGUUCCACGAUAUCUCAUGGAACUUCUGGUAAAUCGCUUUGGCAUGACCGAAUUCACUAGCAGCUAUGGCCUUACAGAGGCUUCCCCAACGUGUUUCAAUGCCUUCACCGACGACGCAAUGACAAGGAGAUUGACCACUGUGGGCACUCUUAUGCCUCAUGCGCAGGCCAAGCUUGUUGACCGUGAUGGCAAUAUUGUUCCCAUUGGAGAGAGGGGAGAGCUUUGCAUUGCUGGCUACCAAUUGCAAGCCGGAUACUGGAAUAACUCGGAAAAAACCAACGAGACUAUGGUGCGAGACGCUGCGGGUGUCCUGUGGCUGCACACAGGCGACGAGGCCGUCUUUGACGAAGAUGGAUACUGCUCGAUCACAGGCAGAUUCAAGGACAUUAUUAUCAGGGGUGGUGAGAACAUUUAUCCUUUGGAGAUUGAAGAGCGUCUCAUGGGCCACCCCUCCAUCUCGCGUGCAAUCGUCGUCGGGCUCAAGAACAAGCACUACGGAGAAGUCGUCGGAACAUUCCUCGAGCUAGGCGAUGGCCAUGGCAAGCCUACAGACCAAGAAAUUAGAGAUUGGGUCCGCAAAACGCUGGGAAAUCAUAAGGCUCCGACGCAUAUAUUCUGGCUGGGUCACGAUGGUGUGCCUGCGGAUGUGCCUCUGACAGGAAGUGGGAAAAUCCGGAAGUUUGAGAUGGCGAAGUUGGGUGACGAGAUUUUGAGCAAAAUGGCUAAAACAUCUAAGCUUUAG
This is a messenger RNA of Trichoderma asperellum CBS 433.97, 1725 nucleotides long. Its product is annotated as putative NRPS-like protein biosynthetic cluster. Lineage: Eukaryota; Fungi; Ascomycota; Sordariomycetes; Hypocreales; Hypocreaceae. The record is from RefSeq and is a predicted model, not a curated record. Gene Ontology annotation, biological process: fatty acid metabolic process. Gene Ontology annotation, molecular function: medium-chain fatty acid-CoA ligase activity.